Messenger RNA from Chelonia mydas (Green sea turtle), 4317 nucleotides. It is a transcript of the gene PAFAH1B2, whose product is annotated as platelet activating factor acetylhydrolase 1b catalytic subunit 2. Lineage: Eukaryota; Metazoa; Chordata; Testudines; Cheloniidae. Bases 267 to 956 code for a protein of 229 amino acids. The transcript is spliced from 6 exons. The record is from RefSeq and is a predicted model, not a curated record.
CUCGCUCCCCGGCGCGGCCAGGGCGGGCGCCCGCUGCCCGGCUCCGCGGCGGCGGCGGCGUCUUGUUGUGGGCGAGGGAGCGAGGAGCGGGUUGUGUGAGUUUGUGGGUCGGCUUGGCCGUUGGGUACUAACCCCUGGUGUGCAGGGAGGCAGCCGCUCACGGGAACUGGGGGUGGGGCGCAGGGAAAGGGGACCGCUCCUCCAUGAAUUCACCGUGAGCUGCUCCGCCCUCCUGCUAGGGUCUGUCCCAGAAACACAGGAAUAGAAUGAGCCAGGGAGACUCAAACCCAGCAGCAGUUCCACAUGCAGCUGAAGAUAUUCAAGGAGACGACAGGUGGAUGUCGCAGCAUAACAGAUUUGUCUUGGACUGCAAGGACAAGGAGCCCGAUGUGCUGUUUGUGGGUGAUUCCAUGGUGCAGUUGCUACAGCAGUAUGAGAUAUGGCGAGAGCUUUUUUCACCCCUUCAUGCAUUGAAUUUUGGGAUCGGUGGGGACACAACAGCUCAUGUUCUGUGGAGAUUGAAGAAUGGUGAAUUGGAGAACAUUAAACCCAAGGUCAUUGUCGUCUGGGUUGGAACAAAUAACCAUGAAAAUACAGCGGAGGAAGUAGCAGGUGGAAUCGAGGCCAUCGUGCGGCUGAUAAAUACCCGACAGCCACAGGCCAAAGUUAUUGUAUUGAGCUUGCUACCUCGAGGCGAGAAGCCAAACCCUUUGCGGCAGAAGAAUGCCAAGGUGAACCAGCUGCUAAAAGCCUCGCUCCCAAAACUCGCCAGCGUCCAGCUCCUGGACGUCAGUGGGGGCUUCGUGCACUCAGAUGGCGCCAUCUCGUGCCAUGACAUGUUUGAUUUUCUGCACCUGACGGGAGGGGGCUAUGCAAAGAUCUGCAAACCCCUCCAUGAACUGAUCAUGCAGCUACUGGAGGAGACCCCUGAGGAGAAGCAAGCUGCUCUGGCCUGAUCAGCUAAUAUCAGUGUUCAACGUCAUCCCGGCCCCAUCAGAUCAGUUCUAUCCCUGGCACUACAGAAUCCUUCUUUCUUAAAGCACUUUCCAUUGUAGAAUGUUACUGGAUGUUCGUAUCUAGUGUUUUGAGGGGGAGGGCUAACGUCAAACUGGUCUUGUACAUAAAAGGGCAGGGCUGACUGGUUUUACUGCAGGAAGAAAUUAGCUAAAGAAGAUUUUUACUUUUAAACCAUUCCUCAUUUAAAAUGAGAACAAGACUGUCACCUCUGUGCCCCUCCACAUGCAUUAUUCCUCUACGGUGCCCCAAGAACCCUGUCAGCCUGACUCUAAUAACCCAUAUGCAGCUCUCGGUUUAGCUUUUCCUUUCCCCUUAGGGAUUAUACUCUUAUGUAUUAGCUUGGGAACCAGAAUUGCAUUCCACUCACUAGAAACAAAACAACUGCAUUUUUUUUCAAAAACCGUUCCCACCUUUAGAAGUUUUAUUUACUAAGGUUUUUUUAAGAGACACUUGUUGCUUUCUGGCUCUUUGUUUUUGAAGCAGCAUGAGACUAAAUGUAACUGGAAUUCAGAAAUGUAAAAAACCAAAGUGUUAGUUGAGCUGAACUCAUUUAACACUCCCAAAAUAUUGUUGUGUUUUACAAAGUCUGUUCGGUGUGACAAACUUCAUUCCAUUGUUGCUUGGGCUGUGGGCAGUCUCAUUUGGGUGCUGUUGAAUAUCAUGUCUUCUGUAGUACCUGUUCUUUGGUUUGUGUACAGUAUUGGCAGCUUUUAACAGUUCUUUGGUUUAGGAGCUUAGUUUUCCAGCAAACAUCAGACACAAGCCGGUCAGAAACGUAGAGUUGACAGUUCAUCCCACGGGGAGGGCUGUGCUACAGGAUUCUGCACAGGGCUGUUCAUGUUCAUCGUUCCAAUUUUUUUAAAGUAUGACUGUUACACUUUUUUUUUUUUUAAAUCCAUACUCAGCCCAUCUUUGCAAGGCCGGAACCAAUCUAACGCUUUACCAGUGCUAUGGUGUUUAUUUCUUUAUUGCUUCUGUUUUACUUGUACAAACAUUUUAUUCAAGCAAAUAAGGCCUUUGACAGUAAAGAAUUGAGUCAGUCUGUAGCCUUUUCCUCUCCUGGACACUGCCCCUUUCCCCUCCAGCAAAUGGAGUUAGUGUGGAGAGUGGCCUGUUCAUAAGGACUCUGUCUCGCUAGAGCUUUUUAUACGAGAGCUAAUUAUAAUCUGUGUAAUGACUAUAUAAAAUUGUCAUUCAUUUAAAGGUGAACAGGAAAAAAACAUUCUUAUCAAUAAGAAACUGUUUGAGACCCAAUGCAGAGCCUUGCUACUUAAAAAUAAAAAUACUUUAACCAAGUUUAUUCUUCAUUGACUUACCUACCACAAUUGGAGUUCCGCAGUGGUGUUAUCGCUGGUAAUGGUUCACACCACCGCUUGCUAAAAUACAACAGCCAAUGCAGGCUCUGCACUGGUUGAAGUGUUCAUGAAGGCUGCAACCUUCAAGUGUCAUGCUGCUUUUUGGCAGGUAAAUAAGAGGAAAUGAUUUUUGUUUUACAUUUUUGUUAAACAGGAGAUCUAACUAGAUUGCUUUUUCUACCCCACUACAAAAAUACGUACAUAUGUAGUAUAUAUAGCCUGUUUGCCCUUUUAUUCUAGUAAAAGGUUCUGUUUAAGGCAGGCUUUAAUCUAGCAUUAAGGAAUGUGUUUAUGUCCCCAUCACGCUUCUCUGCUGCUGUAGGAUUUGUCAUAGCAGGAUUUCUGCCUGGAUUGCAUGCAUAGCGUGUGUGUGUGUGUGUCUCCAGUAUAUGUGAUCCACACAGAGGUGUGGAGGAAAGCCGAAGAAUCCCACUUCCCAGAAAUAAAGGUUCAAGUUUGAUAGUGCUCAGUGGGAGAGGAGUAGUCCUGGUCUUAUCUCCUCAGGCCAGCGUGGGUUGGGGGAGUGUUCCAUGGGCCCAGUCAUCAUGUUUGUUCAGCAGCACCACUACCUUCCCUUCCAACAGCUUGAAACAUUAACGGUAGAAACAUCAUUCAGCUCUGCUGAAAGAAUGGAGGCCUCAGCACAGGAACUUGGGGGUGUGGAGUAGAGAGAGCAAGCAGAUUUUAAAACAAAAGUUGGGAGGAGAAGAUUUAGCAGGGUGGUAUGGCCCCACCUGUAGCAAGAGUCGGGGGAUGAAACAGGACUUCGGUCUUUGCUAGUUUUUGAGGGUUGUAGGCUUUUGUUGAAAGGUACCAUGUUUGUUUGACCAUGCACUAAAUGUCUCUCCAUGGUGUCACCACACUGGUAAGACAGCUACUUACUGGCAGUCUAGUUGUUUUUUUUUUUUUAUAGAAAGCUCUAACUCUUUGUAACAGUGCAGUGUGUUUACAGCUGAGGCUGUCUUCAGCUGUGACCCAGAGCCCUUUGGUUUGGUGCUGAUUGCAGUGGUGUGGGUCUGGCAUGUUGAAUAUACAUUGGUUGGGCAGGGGCAGAGUAGCUCAGGUGGCUCUCCAUGCUCACGGAUGUCUUGCUGAGGUGCCAUGUUGCUUAGGCAUGGGUCACCGUUCACAACCCUUCAUCUCCAGUCUGCAUUGUGUCUUUCCCAGCUGCGUUAACCACCUCUGUGUGUGCCCAUGGCAGUGGCUGCUGUGGAAAGGAAGGGCAGCUUUCUUCUCUCUGGGACAUGGAAGCUACUGUCCUGUUGCCACCAUCUAGCAGUGACCAGGCCAUAUCCCAGUGUAACCACAUGUCCUUUGGGGAAGGCAAGGAGAGAAUCUUUUUCUCAUUGUACCAAAAUUAGAGCCUGGUUCUGAGAAGUACUGAGUAUUUGCAAUUUCAACUGUAGAGUGCUUGCCACCUCUGGGGAUCAGGCCCAGCAGACCCCAGUGUGGGUGCUCCUGUGUAGCCUUUGUGACUUCUUCCAUUGUAACUGGCUGAUUGUGAAAGAACUGACCCUUUCUGAACUUUUAAUUUUUUUAAAUAAUCUAGUUACCGUUUACAGUUGUAUGCUGAAGCCUGGGAUCUUGUCUGUGCUGUGGUGUAUGAGCAUUGCCAAUUUUAUAUUUAUUGCAGUGAAGAAAAUGCAGAGGAAACGGUGUGAAAGGAAGGAGAGAGUCCUUGUCUCUGAACUCGUAUGUGGGUGCAAGCAAGGGGACUCCAGGUGCAGGCUGGGGGACCUCAAAGGCUGGAAGCUUGCACAGUAUGUAAAAUCCAAUUACAGCCCUGCUUCACGGUGACCUUCCUUGGGGGCGCUGCCCACUGCUGGGAGCUGACUGAACCUUCCCCAGGAAAAGCUGUGAUUCUGCUUUGGCAAAAUGGCAUUGACUGGUAGAACUCACUAUGUUUAGUGCAUAUUUCAAUAUAAAUGUAAAUGUUUCACCCCAA